AUGGCAAUCAAAACGUUGGCCACCGCCUUUAGAGUGCGCCAUGACGACUUGGAUGACAUUGCUUUUCAAAACCUCAAGGAUGGUAAUACAGCUAUGCCACCUGCGGUGCCUGCGCCCCCAUAUCGACAUGCGGCACCAUCCGGACCAUGGCCAUGGAUGGACUUUGACGUGGAAUCUACGACCUCUACGACUGCUAUUGACCCAUCCUGGCGUGGGUACCCUCAGAACCAGUUCGGGAACUGGACUCCAGACCAAGUAGAGCGUAGUAAGAUGCUCGAAAAGUGUCUGGGGAAUAAGUCUAGCACAAUUUACCGGAUGGAUGUACAUGAUGACAGGAGUUUUGCAAGUCCAGAUAUCGGAGGAGAUAGUUGUACCAUGGUAGUGGGAGUUGAAAAUGAGAAUGAGUUUUGGGGUGUAUUACAAGAGGAGCGACCAGAAAACAUCCGAGUGCGAUCAAUAUUUGUGGAUGACUUAACCUCACCGGUCUUGCGCAUGCUGGGCACAACGCUCCUCAUACUUAGAUAUAACAUCGAACCAUUCUUUUUCACGUCCUCCAUAAAUUGGAUACCCUCACGAUACCAAGAAGCACCCAUCCAAAACAAAGGAGAUCACAUUACUAUUACCCUGCCAUUUGUCCGAACGCUGCGCAAAAAUUCUCGAUCAGCACCCGCCUCUCCAACCCCACUAUCCCAAUCCUCGAAUACUCUGAUCAACACCCAGGCUCCUUUCCCCAUGAGUGAUGGCAGCAUGCUUUUCAUUGACCUCCUCGCAAUUCACAUGGUCCGUGACGUAAAGACAAGCACCAUCAUCUCCUACCAUCCCGAGUCUACAUGGUGCCGGACAUCCGCGAAGCGCCUUCACUCGCUCAUGCAGCUUGUAGGGGGUAGUGUGUACUGGCAAAAAAUAUUCGACAAGUCAAAAGACCCGACGUUCCUCUUCCUCGCGAUUUUGUGGUAUCCACUUUAUGCAUGGGAUGAGUCCUUUGAGCUGCUGUACACCCAUGUUAGUGAACUGGAAUCAAAAGUAUUGCAAGCGAGUGACACGGAGCUCGCGCGCGAGCUUCAUGUCCUCCAAGCACAUCUCUUGCAAUAUCAAGCACUCCUUCAUAACUUUCAGGUAUCAGUACAAUUUAUCGCGAAGACCCACAAUCCGGCCAUGGACUCUAGUGACGCCCUCGAGCGCGACGAAUCAAUGAAACUUAUGGACUCGGAGUCCCAGAAUCUACUCAGCGAAAUUGAUCGUCUAGAAAAGCGACGUGGGAUGCUGACCAACCGACUGAAGAAUGUGAUGGACCUUGCUUUUGCGACUGUUAAUCUCAACGACAGUAAGCAGACGCGAAAGCUAACAGAGGCGACGGUCAGGGACUCGGCAGCUAUGAAACAGAUCUCGUACCUCACGAUGAUCUUCCUGCCGGCAAGCUUCUUAGCGUCUGUGUUUGGAAUGAAUGUUGGAGAGUUCAGUAGUGGAGGUCUACAGACGCUUACUCACUACGUCGAGGUCACCGUAUCGCUCACGCUCCUUACAAUUUACACCGUUGUCACGCUUCAGACGCAUAGCUCAUUCCACGACCCCAAUGCUCCAUUCCUGCGGCGUGCAGUGUGGCCAGCUCUUACUUUCUGGAAGAUGAUGCAUAAGCCAAAGGAGAAGACGAUGGAAGACAUGGUGUGA
Molecule: messenger RNA, 1668 nt
Organism: Suillus subaureus
Lineage: Eukaryota; Fungi; Basidiomycota; Agaricomycetes; Boletales; Suillaceae
Exons: 10
Coding region: 1-1668 (555 amino acids)
Biological process (GO): metal ion transport; transmembrane transport
Cellular component (GO): membrane
Molecular function (GO): magnesium ion transmembrane transporter activity; magnesium ion binding; cobalt ion binding
Source: RefSeq, a predicted model, not a curated record